Molecule: messenger RNA, 801 nt
Organism: Morus notabilis
Lineage: Eukaryota; Viridiplantae; Streptophyta; Magnoliopsida; Rosales; Moraceae
Product: NAC transcription factor 56
Exons: 3
Coding region: 1-801 (266 amino acids)
Biological process (GO): regulation of DNA-templated transcription
Molecular function (GO): DNA binding
Source: RefSeq, a predicted model, not a curated record
AUGGCGGACAUUCCUUUGUCCGAGUACACUCCUGAGGAAAUAGCAGUGAAAUACAAGCCCCAAGUAGAGGGAACAUGGUACUUUUUUACACAAAAAGUUCGAAAGUUUAACAAGGGACAGCGCCGGAACCGAGUUGCUAAAAAUGGGUAUUGGAGAUUAGCAAACACAACAGAUGUAUACUCAAAUAAUAAUGGCAACAAAAUUGGAUCCAAGAGUUUAUUGGCUUUCCAUAGAGUAAUCCCAAGCGUAAAGGAUUAUAAAAAGACUGACUGGAUUAUGCAUGAAUUCUUACUCCCUAAUUCAGAUCAAAAGAAAAAAAGUGUUGGUGUUGGAGAAGAAGACAUGAUCAAGCAUGAUGAUGGCUAUGUUCUUUGUCGGAUGUAUAUGAGGUGCUGCUCUAAAACCAACGUCAAAAAAGCUCGAAGGAGAUCAAACAAGAACGCAGAGACUCGAAUUCUGCCACAUAAUGUGGAGACUGCACCUGCAGCCUCAGAAUAUCAUGCACAUGAUAUUGAUGAUCAGAACGCAAUGCUUCUCUCGAUGACGCCCGACCACAUUGAUCAUGAAGCAAUAACUGUCGUGGAAAACCCGUCUUCUACGACGGUCUCCGGCGAGAAUCACGAUCUCGGAGGACUUUCAUCGGACACAAUACCGAACGCAGUUGCUUCAGCUGCUGCUGCUGAUGAUGAUGAUGAUGAGUUCACUGCGUUUUUGUCGCAGUACACUUUCUUUUUUGGUGAUAAUUACUAUUAUACACAGCUUAUGGAGAAUUUUCCUUCAACGAUGAUGUUUUGGUUUUGA